AAAGAAGUAUUAACCAAAUCAAAGCUACUAGAUCUGGUUUGAGCAAAGGACUUGUUCUUUGUUCUUUUCUCAAAAUCUCCUGAUUUCUCUCUGCUCUCUAGAGCUGUUCUUAAGCUUGUACUUUCCUAGUCAUUGGAAUCAUAUGAUCCUUCAGUUUUAUUGAAUUAAAACUUAGUGAAAGACUUUUUUUUUUGCUAGAAUCAACGCUAGAAUCAACUUAUAUUGCAUGAAUUAGCAAAACUACAUCCUCAAAGUAUGAUGAAUAGGUGACAUUAAUUGGGUUGUAUUCUUCCUAGUGGGGGCUGAAAUCUGGGAGAGAAUGACAAUGGCUAUGUUGAAUGUCCAGUAGUUGAUGCAGAGUAUAGUUUCCAGAUUCCAAGUCUACUAUCUAUGAGGUAAAGAAGAAGAAGAAGAGAUCACAAUUCCCAGUGCACGACGUUUAAAGCUGUCCUCAAUUAUCGGAUGCGGAUAGAAGUACAUAUCGGAUCCGGCAUCCACCCGCAUCCGUUAAUCCGCCCCGAUCUCUUCUUUAAACGCAAACCCCGCCCUUUUUCCUUGCCGUCUUCGGUUUCUCUAGGGCACACGAGGUUCCCCAAUCUCCGGGAGGGAGGCGGCAAACGGUGGUUCGAUCAGGCCUGUGUUGUCGUGUUUGGAUGGCGAAUUCUGCCAAAAGAGUAGACUUUCAGAAUCUUGUUUCGCUAGCCGAUGAUCUACUUGGGGUUUUGAAGAAUAAGAAGGACGGCGAUGGGCUGGUGCAAUCGUUGGAAGGGGCGAUACUGCUUCAGUCGUCAUGUCGGUCUGACGUCGAUGAGACUGGGAGGGUAUUAGAAGACUACGAGAACAAGAUAGAAGCAUGUAAAGAGAAGAUUGCUAAGUCAAAGGAGGAGACAGAUUUAGAUGCUGAACUUGAACAUCUUCAACAUGGAUUGGAUGAGAAAUUGCAAGAGGAACAUCUGUUACGGCAGGAACUAAGAGCUAUUAGUGAAGAACUCAUUGGUUUUGAACAUCAGAGAAUUUCCAUUGAAGAGCGAAUGAAGAUGAUUAAGAAAAGAGAAAAAGAUCUAACAAGGACACGAAAUUUGCUUUCCUUGUGCGCUUCAGUGACAAAUAUUAUCCCAGAUUUUGAAGAUACAACCAAGAUUUCUGGUGUGGUGGUAGAUAGAAACAAGAAGAAAGCUGAGAAGUUUGAGUUUGAGAUGACAGAAGCUCCACUUGAUAUUUGCAACAAAUUAUGGAAGAUGGCUUAGCUGUGGCCUAUGUUGUUGUUUGUUCUAGCUGUUGUACGUUCAUUCUUCAAAUAAUUCACCAUGCUGCUAUGAUGAAUGCAAAACCAUGUAAAGAAAAUAUCAAAUUAUGAUGUUCCUGCAAGUGAACGAGGAUUCAUUUUGUUCAUGAGA
Messenger RNA from Musa acuminata AAA Group (dessert banana), 1397 nucleotides. Its product is annotated as kinetochore protein SPC24 homolog. The transcript has 6 exons. Lineage: Eukaryota; Viridiplantae; Streptophyta; Magnoliopsida; Zingiberales; Musaceae. The record is from RefSeq and is a predicted model, not a curated record. Gene Ontology annotation, biological process: regulation of chromosome segregation. Bases 654 to 1247 code for a protein of 197 amino acids.